GAAGAAUUGAAUCGAAGCAACAAUAAAUACUGAAUCACUUAGGUGGGCAGAGAGAGAAAGGUCUUAGAGAGAAAUGGUGACGGUGAGCCACGAUAAAGAGAACAAGGCAGGGAUGUUCUUCAUGGCCACUCUGGUUAUGUGGGGUGUUUCUGUUUUCUUCGAAAUAUUAUUCAAUAAACGGAUUGAGCUGGUAUCAAUUCUAGCUGGGUUUUGUUUCUAUCAAUUUUCCAACUGGGUCAUCCGGAAUUGGGUAUCUCGUGACCCACUCUUCGUCAACACUUGUGUCUCCUUGCUCCAUUCCUCUAUUACCUCUACUUCAGAAGAUUUUAAAGGAGCUUCUCUGAUAGUAAAGUGGGCUUUUCCAAUCUUGGAAGUGGAUGGGAAGCCUUAUGGGAUGAUUUCCAUGAUACUUUUUAAGUUACUGGUGGUUUGGUGUGAUUGUGCCACUAUGGAUUGCCGGGACAUGAGGAAAAUUUAUGUGGAGAUACAGAAACGAAAGCCCUAA
Ilex paraguariensis (yerba mate) is the source of this 505-nucleotide messenger RNA. Lineage: Eukaryota; Viridiplantae; Streptophyta; Magnoliopsida; Aquifoliales; Aquifoliaceae. The record is from the annotation of a GenBank genome assembly.